Poecilia reticulata (guppy) is the source of this 2012-nucleotide messenger RNA. RefSeq names its product glycine N-acyltransferase-like protein 3. The record is from RefSeq and is a predicted model, not a curated record. Gene Ontology annotation, molecular function: glycine N-acyltransferase activity. Gene Ontology annotation, cellular component: mitochondrion. Lineage: Eukaryota; Metazoa; Chordata; Actinopteri; Cyprinodontiformes; Poeciliidae.
UCUAAUCAGGCAUAUUGUUUAUUCCUGUGCAAUCUUCAGUAAGCCAACAAGAACUUCAUUCUACUCCAGGACUUGUUAUGAUUUUUUUUUUCUUUUUUUACAAAUUUUCAAAAAUAAAGAUUUUACAUGAUUUGAAAAUGUCUUCAGGGUCCUAUCUGUCAGAGCAUUUCUAUGAUCAACUGUUUUAGAUUGGGAUACUGUUAAAACAUGGCAUAUUCUAAAAAAAUAAAAUAUAAUGCAGUUAUUAAUAAUAAUUAUUAUUACUAUGCUUUUGGAAAGGGUCGCAUAGCUGGUGCGUUUAUUUGAUCAAGAAGUCAUUUUUCUCGAAAGUGCGAAAGGAGAAGGAAGUUCCAUAGCCCCGCCCCUCGCCACUGAACCUUGAGACACUGACGUUAAGUUUUCCUUCAAAUCCUCCUAUCUAAACAUCAUGGAGCUGACUGAAGACCAGCUGAAAGUUGCAGAGAUUGAACUGAAAAAACAACUUCCUCAGUCACUAAAGAUUUAUGGUUUCUUGGUGCUCAGAAACAGAGUGAAAUCAGAUCCUUACAUCGUUUUAGUGGACAGAUGGCCACAAUUCAGCGUAAUUAUCUGCAAACCCAAGUAUAAACAGAAAACGGAUCUGUUCAAAGACACACUGGUUUUUGCAAAUGAUGAAGCUAUUCUCACCGAAACAAUAAGGAACUCUUCUGUGAUUGACUGGAGCAGGUUCCUUUGUCUUGGAAUCACUCUUCCCCACAUGGAGAUAGUCAAAGCAGUUGCAGCCGAAAGGAAUGUUCCCAACAACCAACUGUCACUUUGUCACAUGAUGAUAUUGGAAGAUGUAUCCAAGCUUCCUACUAUAGACUGCUCUGGGUUCUGCCUCAGCUCCCUGGAUGAAUCCCAUCUUGACUUGGUGAAUCAGACGUGGAAGUUUGGAAGUAACGAAGGCGCUGCCAGGAUGAUCCGCAAUAUGGUUACAAACUUCCCAUCCUGCUGCGUUCUGGAUUCCAAAGGGAAGCCUGUUUCCUGGAUUUUGACCUACGUCUACUGCGCCGUAGGAAUGUUGUAUACUUUGCCAGAACACAGAGGGAAAGGCUACGCUAAAGUCUUGAUUAGCAGCAUGGCUAAAAAAUUCAGUGGUCAGGGCUACCCCGUGUUCUGUUUCAUAGAGGAGGAGAACCGAACCUCUUACCAGCUCUUUAAAGGCAUGGGAUUCUCUGAGGAUCCCUCAUACAGAGAAACAUGGUACGGAUUCAAUGAUUUUUAAAUGCUUAAAUGAGAAAAGCUAAGCUUAUAAAUAAUACAUUUCAUUUAUGUAUAAUUAUAAGGUGUUUGAAAGUUGUUUGACUUUCAUUCAAAAAUAACAGGAGAAUUAGUCAGAAAUGUAAAAAUCAUUCCUAACUUGUUAUUUGCCAUUUCUAAUUCAGGCUUCAGUUGUUAAGCUGGAGCUUUUCAGUGCAGAUCUAUCACUUUUCAGGAGACGUACUCGAUGAAGCACUUGACCUGAAAAUUAAACAUUAGAAAAUGUGAGACUAUGGGAAACAUCGCUUGAUUAUUGACAAAUAAACAGCUGUUUGAAAAGAGACAAAAAAUGUGGGGGGGUUUUUGUGGGGUGGGGAGGGGAUUGUGUUUGGAUGUGGUGCCAUUUAAUAAACAAUCAUCUUCCUGGUUACACCCAGAUAAUUGGUAAGAAGUAAACUAUAAAUAAAAACAAGAAAGUCAUGCUUCUUUAACAACACUCUAGAUUCAAACCAAAACACAGUAAGAGCUAAAAUCUGUAUUUAAGCAAUGUUUUUUAUUCCUCUGCUUUAAAGGAUUAGUAACGACUAGUGAUGCUUGAAGCUGUUUGGUCAGCUUUAUAUUAAUUAUGUACUAGUCUGCUAACAACAGUUAUGCCACAAAAUGGUAUUUACAAAAAAAAAUUUUUUUUACAAAAUCAUUAGGAAGUAAAGUGUUACACUUACUGCCACCCUGGGUGUGUAAAGAAAGCAUUAAGAGGCUUAAAAAAACAAAAUAAAUAAAUAAAAAACUCA